Rotaria sordida is the source of this 435-nucleotide messenger RNA. Lineage: Eukaryota; Metazoa; Rotifera; Eurotatoria; Philodinida; Philodinidae. The record is from the annotation of a GenBank genome assembly.
AUGAUUGGUUUGUUUCUUAUUUCAAUUGCUUUAAUUGGUGUACCAAUGGCUACAAGUAUCUAUGGUUUAAUUAUACCUAAUGGUCUUCUAGGUUUUGCUAUUGGUAUGGUUGAUUCAUCAAUGGUGCCUACAAUGGCUUAUCUUGUUGAUAUACGUCAUGUAUCUGUAUAUGGAAGUGUUUAUGCUAUUGCCGAUGUUGCAUUUUGUCUUGGUUAUGCUAUUGGUCCAGCUUUAAGUGGAUUUAUUGUACAUGCAUUUGGUUUUCGUACUAUGCUUUAUGUUAUUUCAUUUCUAUCUUUAUGCUAUGCACCUCUGAUGUUAUAUCUACGAAAUCCACCAGCAAGAGAAGAAAAAAUGUCAUUAAUUAUGAACGAAAAUCAUAAUUCAUUUUCAUAUAUACGUAGUAAAUCAUUGGAUGAUGAAAAUGGUUAUUGA